AUAUGUCAUAAUACUCACAAGUCAAGAAAAAGAAACACCAUUUGCAAAAAAAACAGAAGAAAAUGGCUCCAAUUUUGAAUGGUGAGGUAGACAUUGUGAUACCAACCAUAAGAAGCUUGGACUUCUUGGAAAAUUGGAGGCCAUUCUUUGAGCCAUACCAUUUGAUCAUUAUCCAAGAUGGAGAUCCUACCAAGGUGAUUAAGGUCCCUCAGGGCUUCGAUUAUGAGCUCUACAAUCGCGAUGAUAUCAACAGGAUUCUUGGUCCUAAGGCUAGUUGCAUCUCUUUCAAGGAUGGUGCUUGUCGUUGCUUCGGGUUCUUGGUUUCCAAGAAGAAGUUCAUUUACACCAUUGAUGAUGAUUGCUUUGUGGCAAAGGAUCCAAGUGGGAAAGAUAUUGAUGCAUUGGCACAACAUCUUGACAAUCUGACAAAACCAGCCACACCCUACUUCUUCAACACUCUGUAUGAUCCGUACAGAGAAGGCGCUGAUUUCGUCCGAGGGUAUCCAUUUAGCUUGAGGGAAGGUGUGCCAACUGCUGUUUCCCAUGGCCUUUGGCUUAACAUCCCUGAUUAUGAUGCCCCUACUCAGCUUGUCAAGCCUCGCGAGCGUAAUACCAGGUAUGUGGAUGCUGUGAUGACAAUCCCCAAAGGGACUCUCUAUCCCAUGUGUGCUAUGAAUCUUGCAUUUAACAGAGAACUUGUUGGUCCUGCUAUGUAUUUUGGGAUUAUGGGUGAUGGCCAACCUCUUGGCAGAUAUGAUGAUAUGUGGGCUGGUUGGUGUUCCAAGGUGGUGUGUGAUCAUUUGGGCUACGGAGUGAAGACAGGGUUGCCAUACCUGUGGCACAGUAAGGCUAGCAAUCCAUUUGUGAAUUUGAAGAAGGAAUUCAAAGGGUUGUUUUGGCAAGAAGAGAUGAUUCCCUUCUUCCAAUCUGUUGUCUUACCAAAGGAAUGCACUAAUGCUCAACAAUGCUACCUUGAGCUGGCUAAGAUGGUGAAGGAAAAGCUUGGUCCAAUUGAUCCCUAUUUCCACAAUUUUGCUGCUGCUAUGGUCACUUGGAUUGAGGCUUGGGAAGAAUUCAAUGCACCAGCAAAGGCCAAGAUUGACUCUUUGAAAUCUGCUUAGACACCAAGUUCAUUUAGUUUCUUGAUGUUGAUCUCGAAACUUUAUUACUAUCGCUUUGAUUCAGUUCAGUUCUGUUUUUGGUUUUUUGUUUUCAAAUAAAAAACCUUUUCUUAGUCAGUGUACUAGGAAAUGAGUUUCAACAGCAGCAGGUUAGUUGUAGGCUUGUAGCCAUGUUUACCUCUCCUGUUUUGCUUAAGAAUAAACAUUGAAUUUACUUUUUA
Molecule: messenger RNA, 1342 nt
Organism: Nicotiana tabacum (common tobacco)
Lineage: Eukaryota; Viridiplantae; Streptophyta; Magnoliopsida; Solanales; Solanaceae
Product: putative UDP-arabinopyranose mutase 1
Biological process (GO): UDP-L-arabinose metabolic process; plant-type cell wall organization or biogenesis
Cellular component (GO): cytosol; plant-type cell wall; Golgi apparatus
Molecular function (GO): UDP-arabinopyranose mutase activity
Source: RefSeq, a predicted model, not a curated record